AUGGAUUCCUCCGAGGUCGAGACUGCCGAGAAGCCCUCCGGCACGGCGGAGCACCCCUGCGUGGCGCGGCUCCGGCACCGGCGGCUCCUCGCCUUCCUCCGGGACCAAGGCUUCCACGGCGCCUACGCCGAGGUGACGCGGCAGACGGGCGUGCACAUGAGCCUGCGCCACCUGCGCGGCCUCGUGGAGCGGGGCCGCUGGGCGGACGCCGUCGCCUACCUGGAGCUCCACCUGCCGCCGCCGCCCCGCCAGCGGAGCUCCAACGCCGACCUCCUCCGCGCCUUCCUCGUCACGCACCGCCGCUUCGCCGACGCCGUCGCCGGCCACGUCGACCUGACCGCCCUCCCCGGCUCCUACUUCGAGCUGUGCCAUAGCCGAGACGUCGGCCACGGCGAGCUGAGGCUCCGCGCCAUCACCUUCCUCGUGCUCGGCUUCCCCCACAUCAGGGCCGACAUGAACUGGGAGAGGGUGAGGAGCAAAGCAUCCUUUGUUGUCUGGAGGUUGGCCACCGCCACCCCGGAGCUGCAGGGCCGCAUCUCACUGCCGGCCGCCGCGCCGCACCAGCUACUUCCCGUUGCUCCUCCAGGGUAA
Messenger RNA from Triticum dicoccoides, 591 nucleotides. RefSeq lists its product as uncharacterized. NCBI's taxonomy places the organism in Eukaryota, Viridiplantae, Streptophyta, Magnoliopsida, Poales, Poaceae. The transcript is spliced from 3 exons. Bases 1 to 591 code for a protein of 196 amino acids. The record is from RefSeq and is a predicted model, not a curated record.